AUGAGCUCUUAAAAUAAGUAAGUGAAUUUGUAUAAUUUUAAGUUAACAAGGACUUUUUUUGAAUACUCAAGGUUAAACAAGUAAUUUAUUUGGUGGUAUAACAGGAUAAGGUACAACAAAUGCAAACCUAUUUGGAUAAACAUAAAAUUAAACUUCAUAAUCUGCUGGGUUUAGUUUAUAAAGUAAUACGUCUGCACCUUAACAAGUAGCAGCUUAAUCUUCAACUGCUAAUAUAUUUGGAAUGUCAGGCCCUAAUUAAAAUAUAUUUGGAAAUAACAAUUUAUCUUCUGGAGCAACUGCUACAGCCUAACCUUCAUAAUAAUAACAGCCAACAUAAACAAAUAAUAACAUUUUUUAAAAUUUGGCAAAUACAACACCUAUAACAAAUUAAACUGGCUAAGGCAGUUUAAAUCUUUCAUAACAACCAUAAGGUUAAUAAUAAACAUAAACAAAUAACAAUAAUCUUACAUCUUUAUUUUCAAUCAGCAAUUCUAAUUAACCACCUUAAACUACUUAACCAAACACAAAUUAAUAAAAUGUAACAAAUCAAUCAGUCACAGGAUUAUUUAAUGCUCCUGCUUCAGUUGGAGAGGGAACAGCUAUAAGAACAGGAACAGGAGGAGAUACUGGAUUAGGAAAUGGAUAAAAUACAGGUUUAGGUAAUACAGGUUUAGGUAAUACAGGUUUAGGAAAUACAGGUUUAGGAAAUACAGGUUUAGGAAAUACAGGUUUAGGAAAUACAGGUUUAGGUAAUACAGGUUUAGGAAAUGGCUUAUUUGGAAAUGGAUAAAUUACUGGAUUAGGCAAUGGAUAAACUACUGGAUUAGGCAAUGGAUAAAAUACUGGAUUAGGCAAUGGAUAAAAUACUGGAUUAGGAAAUGGAUUAAGUAUUGGAUUAGGUAUUGGAUAAGGAGCCGCUACAAGUGGAGGUUUAUUUGGAUAACAACCUUCUAAUACUUUAACAAAUUAAAAUAAUAACAAUUCUUCAACGAAUUUACAAAAUCCAACUGCAGCCCCUUUAAUUUCUAAUACUUAAUAAACUACAGCUUAAACAUCUAGUCAAGCUCAGCCUACUCAAAUUUCAACUAGUCCACUUACUACUUCAAAUAAUUUACUAUUCAAUGCUAAUAAUUAAACUUCAGUAUAACCAUAAUAAUAAUAACAACAAUAAUAAUAAUAAUAACCUAAUUAAUCAAGUAAUUCAGAUUGGAUUAAAUAACCAACUGCUAAAGCAACAACAACUUAAUAAACAAAUAUUAAUUAAAGUGCUCCAAGCAAUGUUUAAAAUGGAACAUAACCAACUUAAUAAUUAUUAUCAAACUCUCAAUAACCACAAUAAUAAACUCAACCAUAAUAGUAAGCAACUUAAUAAUAAAUAUCAUAAUCAUAAACUUAACCUGUAUAACCAUCAUCCACUUCUGUAUAACCUUAAUAAAAACUAUAAUUACCAAAUGAAAAAAAUAGUGAUUUUUUUAAAAUUAUGGAAAUCUUAAAUUGUAAAGAUGAUAUUAGAAUUUAAACUUUAUUUAGAGAGGAUAAAAAUUUAUAUGAAAUUAUGUUGAAAGGAUCAGAUUGGUUCUCCUUUUCAGAUAAUAAAGUUCAACUCUAAACAGAUUCUCCUUUUGAUUAAGAAAUUAGGACUAAAUGUUUCGAUAACAAAAUUAAAAGUGAAGUCUACUAAGUCUUAAAAAGAAGCUUAUAACAAUCAAGACUUAAGAUAUUAGAAAAUAAAUUUGAAAGAAAAUAAAAAGCACCUGAAAAAAGCAAGUUCUUUGAAACCGAAAUAAAAAAGUUUUAACAUAUUAUUUUUAAUCAUUAUGCUGAACAAAGAUCUUAAUUAGUUGCAGGAUUAAAAUUAAUGCUUGUUAAUUUAAUUAAUGAAGAAGAAAUAGGAAAUCCAUCUAAAUAAUUAAAUGAUAUGUUUAAAAGGGGUCUCAUUGAAGGAUUGGCUAAUUCUUUUCUUAGUGUACCAAAAGCUUUGAAUUUUUAUUUAAAACAGGAAUAAUAUUCAGAAGAAUACACAUUCUAAACAUUACAACAUUUUGUAUCAGAAUAAACAUAAAUUCUAGAAAUAUUCACUAUUUUAUAAUGUUAUUUUAAAAUAGAUAGAUUUGAAGAUCUAUAUGUUAAGCCAGUCUAAAAGUUAAUUGAAAAUAUGAAAUAAACUCAAUUUUUAGGGUUAUUUCAUAAAAAUGAACAUCUAAUCUUCUAAGAGUAUAGUCCUUUAGCAUCAAAACUAUAGGAUGAAUAUAAGAAAAUAGCAUUCGCUUUUAUUUUAGCUUUGUGUAUUAGACCACUUUAUUAAGAAAGAGAAGCUGAUUUUGAAGAUCUCCUUCCUCCACUUUGGAUCAGUAAAAUAGAAACUAUCAAACAAAUACAACCAGAUUAUAUGUAAAAGAUAUUUUUGAAUGCAAUUAACUUAUAAGAAGGUAAAGAUCUCUAAAACUAAAAUGAUUAUUAAAGUAGUUUAAGAUAUUUUGAAGAAGUUCUUAGAGUAUUAGAAAAUGCUUCAAUAAAUACUCAUUUUUGGAAUUGUGUAUGCACUUGUAUAUAUCAAUGGAUUAGACUUUAUAAAAUUAAAUAUUAAGAUGAUGAAUAUGAUGAUGAAGGUGAACUAUUAUCUAAAAUAUUUUCAAUACUUCUACAAUUACCUUAACUUUGGUUUUUAUUUUGUGAUUUUAUUAAGGAAAAUGAUUCAGCUGAGAAAAUUAUAUCAGAAAGAUUAAAUAAAUUGAAAGUAUUUAGGAAAAUAAAUUAACCAGAGACAUUAGAUAUAUUAUCAGAUGAUCACAGCUUAUUCUAAGGUUUGCAUAAUAUGAUUAGAGAUUUCUCAGAAGGAAAAUUAACAAAUAAUUUAUAUAAAUCAUCUGAUUUUUUAGGAAAAAGUAAUCGAGCUUCUAUGGAUUAUUACAAUGAAUAAAAUAAAUUAAAAAAUAAAACAUUGUCAAUGGGUAUUGAUAAUCUAGCAAUUAGUGUUUACAAAUUUAAACAUGCUAUCAAAUUUAUUAAAGGAGAAGUACAAAAAUCAGCAAAUUCAAUUCAAAAGAUUGCUUAAUUAUGUAGUUCUAAUAAUAUAAAUAGAUAAAUCCUAAAAGUAACAUUAGAAUGUACAAGAUUAAUAGAUUUGAUUAUUGAUACUCAUAAAGAAGAAGAAAAAGCUAUUUAAUUAAUCAAUAAUUUAUUAACAAUAGGUUCUGAAGCUGUUUAAAUAAUUAACUAUAUAUUUUCAGAUCCUAUAGUUUAAAAAGAAAUGGCUGAAGAAAUUAAUAAACUACCUACAAAUGAAUAAUAAAUUUAAAGAUAAUAAGGAAUAUCUUAUCAUCCAUUAUUUGAGUUAUUUCAUAUAGCAAGAAAAUUUUAAGCAUCUUAUUAAUUCAAAGUUAAGUAAGUUAUUAAAAUUCAUUUGAAUUAUGCAUAAUUGUGUAGCACAAUAAUUGGAUAAGAUAAUCCUUUAUAAUUAUUUGAAUAACAAAAUAGCAAUCAUUUCUAUUAAUCAUCAUAACACACAUUUGUGAAAAACACCCUUGAAACCUUUUUGAGAUUUUAAUUGCAAGAAUGGAAAAAGUUUGAAGAGGAUAAAAUGGAAGUUACAAUUGAAUAUUAGGCAAGUAUGUAUUUGGCUUUGCAAAUGAUCUUAAAGAAAUUUUUGUUUUAUCAUACUAAAGAAUAUAAAGAGACAUAAUUACAUAAUUUAAUUAAAUAAUAAUUGAAUGAAAUCAAUAGUCAAACUAUUCUUGAAUUUUUAUUGACAAACUUAGAAGUUACUUUAACGGAUUCCUUUUUUGAAGAUAUUGGAUAAAAAUAAUUGUCGAAUGAUAUCAACAUGAUUGGAAUUAAAAAUAAUUUAUUUGAGUAAGUAAGGAAUUGUGACAAAAGAAAAAAUCAUGUAACUUCUCUUUUGGUCAACUUACUUGAUUGCUGGAAUAUUCUUAUUGAUUUAUAUUCCAUCUAUGAUGAAACUUUUAGCAAUAAUUUAUUAUUAAUUAAAUAAUUGCAUUAAUUUUUUUAAGAAGAACAAUAUUUUUUAUAAUAGGUUGUAAGUACUUAUCAAUAAGAUAUUAAUAAUUAUAUUAGCAAUAAAGUAAAAUUGAAUUUUGUACAUUCUAUAUUGGGUCUUCUGAACACAAUUAGUGAACCUUAGAGUAAUUGCUAAGAUCCUCCUAAUUUUGAAGAUGUAGAAUAAUAAACAUUCAAAUAAAUUUAUGAAGAUAUGAAAUUCAAAAAUUAUCGUUAGGUUUUAGAUAGAAAUCUACCUUAGCAUAGUACAAUAUUCACAAGUGCUUUACGUUUAUUAUCCAAACCAUUAUUAAAUCAUAAUUUGGAAUAGAGUAUAACAACAAUAGAAACUGAAGAGAAUUAAUUGUUAAACAAGAGAAUUCAUUAUCAUCAUUUAAUAUUUUAGAGUCUUCAUACAAUUUUAAAUAGAUUAGAUAAGAAGUGUUAUUUAAUUGAAAAAUAAGAAAUAUUAGAAUUUUUAAUUAUAAGUUUGGAGAAUAAUUAAUCUUUUAUGUAAUAUAUUCUGAAAUCAUAAAGCACAAAUUAAAAUUCAGGAAUAAAAUACAUUUUAGAAUUGUUCUAAAAUAUAUUAGCUUAUGAUGAUGAUUUAGAAUAAGAUUAUAGAAUUCCGAUGUUGGUCUUGAUAUUUUUACAUUAAGUUUUGUGUAUCAAUUAAUCAAGAUAUUGUUCAUUUGCAAAAGAAUGUAGAACAAAAUUUGCAUCUUUAAUGCUUAAAUUAUGUAGAGAAGUUUAGAUUUGUUUAAAUAAACGAUGUGAGAAGUUUAUAAAAUUUUUGUCAUAUAACAAUUCAAAAUGGUACAUAACAAGAGAAACAGGAACAGCAAUAGAAUAAUGUGUAAUAGAGAAUUGUGUUUUAGAUGCAAUAGAAGAAUUAGUAAUGUUAGAAUAUUUCUUAAAAUUACUUAUUAAUGAGAUGAAAUAAGAAAUCAAAGAGACUACGAAAGCUUUUGGAGAAUUAAUAAAAUUAAUGUUCUAAAAACAUUUUAUACGUGAAUGGUACUUGUUAUUAAUCCAAUUCAGUGAUCAUGUUGAGUUUGCAAAAUUCUAAAAACGCAAUCCUAUAAUAAAAAGUAAUAUAGUUUUCAAUUAUUUAUCUAAUUACAUAUAUAGUUAUGGACGUGACUUUUAAAUUGAUAGUAACACAGUAAAUUAUACUGGGGGGAAUGCAAUAGCCCAAUAGAAAUCAAAUAUAAUGGCUUCCUGGUUUACAUAAUUAUUGUCAACCUUCAAUUAAUUAUCUUAAUUUGUUUAAUUCUUUUUUUCUAUUGGUUUGACAGGUUCUCCUUUUAGUGAUAAUUAUCAAAAAGAUCUAUAUGAAGAUAUUGAACUUGGAGAUUCAAUAUUUUCUCCAAAUUAAGGAAAGGAAAUGAUUGAAGGAGGAGUAGUAAAACUAUUUGGUUAGGAAGAAAAUUAAUAUAGUGAAACAGAAUAUGCAUUCAAUGCAGGAUUAUACUUUUUAUAGAAAGGAAGUUAAAGUAUAUAUGGAUUAGAUACAUCUAAAAUCCAUGAAGAAUUAAUGACACCAGCAAUAGAAGUAUUAAAUUAGAUCUGUUGGUACAGUUAAUAAGUUGUGAACAGAUACAAAUUUUUACAUCCAUUUAAAGAUACUACAUUGAUGACAAACGAAAAACUUAAUACAAUGAGCAAACAUCAAUUCGUAUUCUUCAAACGUCUUUUGGAACUCAAAUCAGUUUGUAAUAAUGAUUAUAAAGGAAAAUAUAAGUAAAUCUUAUUUAGCUGUUUCCAUUCGAUGUUAUUGGUAUUGUAGAGUGUUAAAGAAACUUUAUUGUAAGAGCCUUAAGAUUUAGUAUAAGUUUUCCACUAUUUCAUUUUGUUAAUAGAUUUCAAUGAUCCAAACUGUAAAUAACAAAUUGGACAAUUGUCAUCAAUAUUAUCUGUCAUUUUGAACAUAUUUCCAGCAAACCCUGAAUUACUAGAAAAACCAAAUGAAGGAUUCUAUGACAUUGUUAACUUAUAAUUAGAAGCAUUAAAGAAUUAAAAUAAUUCUUAGAUUUUUUAAUCUAUCAUCUAAUGUUGGAUAGAUAUCAUCAUAUUCAAUAUUUCCAAUAAAAUUGAUGUAAGAUAUUUAAAAUCACUCACUUUCAUUGCAGACGAGCAAAUCUACAAUUCCAAUGAAAAUGGACAAUACAAUCAAAAACAUUCAAUGUGGUGCCAUAUACUUGUUUUAGUCAGAGAAUUAUUGGCAUAAGAUCCAACAUAAUGUCGAUAAAUUUUGGAAUUCUUGACUACACAUGAACAAAGAAUACAUUCAGCAAUCAUUUAAAUUGAUCAAAGUUAAUAAUAUUAGUCACUUCGUUAAUUUACAGCUGUUACUGGAUUAACAUUAAAACAUAUUCAAACAUAUUAAUAAAGUUACAUGCUGUUUUUCGAGUUGUCUCUAAUCACUUAAUUUUUACUUGAAUUAAUCUUAUGUAAAAAUAUGAGAUUAUAAUUCAAAUUACAAUUAGACAAAAUUAUCUACACAUUUAUGGGAUAAUAUAGUCAGUAAUUAGGUUAUUAAAAAAAACUUAAACAAUUUUUCCAAAGCUUUAAACCAUAUACUUUACUUGAAACAAAACUGAAUUAAUUAUUUGCCAAACCUGAAUCUAUUAAAACUUCAGACUAUUUCUCUAUACCUUAAUCUGCCUAGUUGAUGAAAUAAAAUUAAACUCCCUCUCCUCAUAGAACUAUUUAAAAAGAUUAAACAUCUAAUUUUGAUGGCAAAUCAACCUAAGGAGGUGGAUAAAAAUUUAAUCUAAAAAGAGAUAUUGACAAUAUUUCUUUAUUUUAAUACAUCUGUUUGGUUGAAUAUUUAAGAUUCUGUCGUUUCAGUAUUCAAGGUAUUGCAGCAUCUAUGAAUAUUUUUGAAGUGGAUCGCAAUUUCUAAUUGGAAGAUAAUGUUUGGAAUAGUUUUGGAAAUAAUAUUCAGAAUUUUAUACAAUUUAAUUUUGAUGCCUUUGCCAAUCUUUCUUAAUCUGAAUAUAUCAAUAAUGUGAUUAAAAUGCAUCAAUAGCUUUUAGGUAAUUAUGAUUUUUAAAUUUAAUACAAUGGAUUAUAAUAAUUAUGUGUAUAUCCAAGUAAUUUUAUAUAAUAUUAUUAAAGCCAACAGAGAUGAAUUAUUACAAAUGUUUAUUUAAAACAUUAUUUAUGGUUUUUGUGCUGAAUUGCAAUACUUGUAAUUAAGAGAAGUCCACAGAAAAAUCAAUUUUAUUAAAGAUUCUUACAACAUUGAAAUUAAUCUAACUAAAGAAUUAAGUAUUACAAUCUAAAUAUUUAAUAGGUAAAUAUGCUGAAACACUCAAAGCUAUCUAAUUUGUUAAAUAGAUGGAAGCACAUGAUCUAUUAAACGAAGUGUUGUCUUUUGGAGAAUAUCCUAUUAAUGAAGCUAAUGAUAGCUAUUUUAAUAGAUGGAAAGUUAAAUUUGAAGAGAAAUGCGCAGAAUAUAAAAAAUGAAAUACCCG
Paramecium sonneborni is the source of this 7478-nucleotide messenger RNA. The record is from the annotation of a GenBank genome assembly. Lineage: Eukaryota; Ciliophora; Oligohymenophorea; Peniculida; Parameciidae.